Paramecium tetraurelia is the source of this 1940-nucleotide messenger RNA. RefSeq lists its product as uncharacterized. NCBI's taxonomy places the organism in Eukaryota, Ciliophora, Oligohymenophorea, Peniculida, Parameciidae. The transcript has 2 exons. The record is from RefSeq and is a predicted model, not a curated record.
AUUCCAAAAAUUUCAUACAUAUUGUAGAUAACAUGUAUUCAUUCGAUGGGGAAGUAAUUAUGAGAUUAGAAAAUGUGGAUCUGCAAAAAAUGAAGAGAAUUUCUAAAAUUGCAGAGGAGUAGAAUUAAAUGGCUAUGUAAUAUGGUGGCUUCAUUUUGGAGAUAGAAAAAAUACUCUAUGAUCCUUAUAAAUAUAUCAUGUGUAUAAAAUAUAAGGACCAUAUUUGUUUAAAAAAAUUGGAGUACAACUAAUUUAUGGAUGAAUAAACAAAAUACUUGCUUAUCAAUUAAGCUUGUGUAUUACUUAAGAUCUUAUCUCAAAUAUCAUCUUAAUAAUAAAUAAGCCAGAAAUCAUCCGAAUAAGAAAUAUCUUAACACUUGGGCUAACUCUUAUUCAAUAGCUAAAACUUUUUUCUGAAUGGUGCAAACGAAAUAUUAGCCAUCACCUUUAUUUCGGAUAACUUAUGGACUAACUCAGAAUAAACUCACACCUAUAGAAAGGCAAUUGCAAGGUUAAUGGAAAUUAUAAUUGAGCAUCCAUAAGGAAAUUUGGGCGAAGACAUCUAAGCCUUUUUCAACGAACAAAUCUAAGAAUUAAAAUAAGAUAAUUUCAAUAUCUAUUAUUUUUUCUCGAACUACUGUGAAAUGUAUGAUGAACUUCAAUAAAAUUCUUAAUAAACAAUGCCUACUUUACCAAAAGAAUUACUCAACGAGGCAUGGUUUAAUCAAGCUAGCGCUAUCCUUACUGAAUAGCCAUUAUAAUUUAUAUUUAAAAAUAAAAUGAUUGACUAAAAAAAAUAUUAAUAACAAGCCCGAUUGUGUUGCUCUUAAGAAAAUUUUGACCCCAAUUAUUUUUAUUAUUUUGAUUAGCGAAGGUUGGUACUUUAUAGAGAAUAAAAUCGUAAUAAAAAUAGCAUUGAUAGAGUAAACAAGUUGGAUAAAGUACUUAACCUAUAUAAUUUGAUUUCUGACUUGAUUGAAGGAUUUUAAUUAGAUAAAAUUCCAACUUUAGAAAAAUAUGAUCCUACAGAAUAAUAUUUCGUAUUAUAUCAUGUUGAAAACCAUUUUAGUUAAAAUGGAAAUAAAGAUUAAGUGAGAGACUUCAGGAUAUAUUUCUCAUAAAUAAUUCAUAGAUUAAAUAAAAUAGAUCCAAAAGAGUUUGAAUUUAAUUAAAUUAAAAAGGAGAUUGACACUGGCUAUAUUAACAAAGAAAGAAAUAAAAUGCUAUUUUGGCUUGAGCUAGAGAAUAAUAAGAUUAUAGACCAGUUUAUAUAAUAUUAAACUCUGAAGUAAUAAGGUUAGAUGAUGGCACUAAAAGACCUAAACAAAGUUAUAGGAGUAGACUAGUUCAAAAUUAGUUACUUUAUUAAAGCUCAAGAUCAUUCUGGGGGAGUUCAGAUAGGAUAUGCAAUUGAUGAUUUAGGCAAUUAUUAUAAAGGGAUUUUUUAGAAUGGGUAACUUUAUUUUGGAGAUAUCUUAUAAGUUUCGUAGAAUCAAUAAUAGAUCACAUGGUACGAGAAUGUAAGUUAUUAAAAUAAAAUAAUUUUUGGGGAUAAUUGCAAAAAGACAGUCUAUAAUUUGAAAAGCAGAGGUUAUUAAGAAUUAGAGUUUUUUCGUGGUAAUUUGAGGAAUGGAUAAUAUCAUGAAUAGGGAUAUCUAAAAUAAUAAAGCAAAAAUUAAAAGUAUGAAGGUAAAUGGGUUAAUGGGUUAUUUGAGGGAUAAGGAACUUUGACCAUACUUAAUUGUGACAACAACAAAUUAGGUUACACAAAGUAUGUAGGGAAUUUUCAUAAAGGGGAAUUCCAUGAUCAACAAGGAAUAUUUUAUCUUGAUGAUAAAUUCACCUAAUCGGAAAAAAGAAACUUCUAAAAUGGCUAACAAAUAGGCAAAGCUAUUAGAUAGGGAAAGAGAAGUAUAAGUUUUUAAUAGAUCUUUAAUUGA